This is a messenger RNA of Enterobius vermicularis (human pinworm), 1227 nucleotides long. Lineage: Eukaryota; Metazoa; Nematoda; Chromadorea; Rhabditida; Oxyuridae. The record is from the annotation of a GenBank genome assembly.
AUGGAUUUCGACGGAGCAGCUCAGGAUGAGGCGGUAAGCGGAGGACCUGGGCAGUCAGUGAGUGGUGGUAGACCACAGAGUCCAUCUGCAUCAGCGAGUAAUUCAUCUUCAUCUAGUAGUCAGUCUGAUGCUCAUAUGCCUGUUGCAGAAAACUGGUGCCAUACGCAGGUCAAAGUUAUAAAAUUCAACUAUAUGUGGACAAUCAACAAUUUUUCAUUUUGUCGGGAAGAAAUGGGUGAAGUUUUAAAGAGCUCAACGUUUAGCGCUGGUUCAAACGAUAAGCUUAAAUGGUGCCUAAGGAUCAACCCGAAAGGGUUAGACGAAGAAUCCAAGGAUUACUUAUCUCUCUACCUGCUCUUAGUUCAGUGUGCGAAGAGCGAAGUCCGUGCUAAAUUUAAAUUUUCAAUACUGAACGCUAAGAGGGAAGAAACAAAAGCCAUGGAGUCGCAGCGCGCUUACCGCUUUGUGCAAGGGAAGGACUGGGGUUUUAAAAAGUUUAUUCGACGCGAUUUCUUGUUAGAUGAGACAAAUGGACUUCUUCCCGAAGAUAGGCUAAGUAUAUUUUGUGAGGUUUCGGUCGUGGCAGAGACUGUAAAUGUUACUGGACAAUCUAACCUCAUGCAGUUUAAAGUACCUCCGCCAAGACUUGCUGAUGAAAUGGCUAAUCUGUUUGAAAAGCACUCAUUUUCAGAUUGUGUUCUUGUUGCAGGACGCGACAGGGAAUUUCAUGUCCAUAAGGCGCUUUUGGCUGCUCGGUCUCCUGUUUUUGCCGCGUGUUUUGAACAUAAAAUGAGCGAGGCUCAAUCCGAUAGGGUUGUUGUUGAUGACGUGGAGCCUGAUGUUAUGAAAGAGUUGCUAAGAUUUAUGUACACGGAUACGGCACCAAAUCUGGAACGAAUGGCUGAUACGCUUUUGGCUGCUGCGGACAAGUAUCAGUUAGAUAGACUCAAGGUUAUGUGCGAACAAGCUUUAUGUUUAAGUUUGACUAAUGACAAUGCUUGCGAAACGCUAAUACUGGCUGAUCUUCACAGUGCAGAGCAGCUGAAGCAACAAGCUAUUGAUUAUAUUAAUGUUCAUGCUAAUGAAAUCAUGGAAUCUGAUGGGUGGGAAAUAUUAGUGAAAGAACAUCCUCCACUUUUGGCAGAAGUUUUUCGUGCUUUAGCCACCCAACAAACUCCACCCGUCGUCUUAUCUCAGCCACCGCGGAAACGCAUGAAGAUAGCGUGA